AUGUCGGCAAAUGAUACACGACCAUGUUACUUCCCUGAUCGCACCGAGGCCAAAAACAACGUGCCCUGCUCACCAGAUCAACACACUCAUUGCUGCGGCAUGGCCGAUAUCUGCCUAACAAAUGGCUACUGCUUGAGCAUCGACCAUCAACCUUGGGUCUUAUCACGGGGAGCUUGUACAAACCAAAACUGGGAUUCUGGGUGCCCUGAACGAUGCGUCGGCGACGCUGACAACAAAGGCGGCGGCUGCUCAAUCGUCAACCUCCAAUACGAAAACGAAGACGGCAAAUCAACAUAUUGCUGCGGUAAUCCAGUCAGUGGUAGCGGCACCACCGCGACGUGUCCAACUGAGAGCCAAUUCACCCUAGACGACGGACACGCAGUACCCGGCUACGCCCUCCUAAGCAAUCUAUCCAAUUUCUACGUCUCCGGCUCGGCGCCAUCAUCCUCGGCAACACCUUCAAUACUUCCAGCUCCAACAAUAUUACCAGAUAGUAGCGGUGACACAUGCCACGACAAAGCGAUCGGAGCCGGUGUUGGUGUUCCGCUGGGGGUGAUUGCCUUGGCGGCUCUGGCAUGGGGAUUCUUCGAGCGCAAGCGCGUGCGGGCUAUGCAUAAGCAGAUGUCGACAGUGGCGUUGAAUAAUGCAGUGCAGCAGCCGCCUGCCUAUGGGAUUAAUCAGAAGAACCAGGUGCCAGCGGAGUUGGAACAUACGACUCCUGUGCCAGAGUUAAUGGGGAGGGAACAAUAA
Molecule: messenger RNA, 750 nt
Organism: Aspergillus chevalieri
Lineage: Eukaryota; Fungi; Ascomycota; Eurotiomycetes; Eurotiales; Aspergillaceae
Exons: 2
Coding region: 1-750 (249 amino acids)
Source: RefSeq, a predicted model, not a curated record